Molecule: messenger RNA, 1720 nt
Organism: Nerophis lumbriciformis (worm pipefish)
Lineage: Eukaryota; Metazoa; Chordata; Actinopteri; Syngnathiformes; Syngnathidae
Gene: tpm4a
Product: tropomyosin 4a
Source: RefSeq, a predicted model, not a curated record
UGUGUGCCGAGUGCUGAAGGAUGUUGCACUUUACAUGCCUCCUCUUAUGGCACGUUGCACUUUCUAUGCCUCCCCUUAUAGCAUCUCCAUCGCCCUCACUUCUUUCUGUCUUUAGUCUGCCUUCUGCAUCUCCCCGUCUUGUCUUUGCACAUCUCCCCGCGCCACCAUGGAGGCCAUCAAGAAGAAGAUGCAGAUGCUGAAGCUGGACAAGGAGAACGCCAUCGACAGGGCGGAGCAGGCCGAGACGGACAAGAAGGCGGCCGAGGACAAAUGCAAGCAGCUGGAAGAAGAGCUGAUGGACCUCCAGAAGAAGAUGAAGCAGACGGAGGAUGAAUUAGACAAGUUCUCUGAGGGCCUGAAGGACGCUCAGGAAAAACUGGAACUGUCGGAAAAGAAAGCUGCAGACGCAGAGGGUGAUGUCGCAGCUUUGAACCGUCGCAUCCAGCUGGUGGAGGAGGAGCUGGACCGGGCCCAGGAGAGGCUGGCCACCGCGCUGCAGAAACUGGAGGAGGCCGAGAAGGCCGCGGACGAGAGCGAGAGAGGAAUGAAGGUGAUCGAAACCCGAGCCAUGAAGGACGAGGAGAAGAUGGAGAUUCAGGAGAUGCAGCUGAAGGAGGCCAAGCACAUCGCAGAAGAGGCCGACCGCAAAUAUGAAGAGGUGGCUCGCAAGCUGGUGAUCCUGGAGUUGGACUUGGAGAGAGCCGAGGAGCGGGCCGAGCUCUCAGAAUGUAAAGCCGGCGACUUGGAGGAGGAGCUGAAAAAUGUCACCAACAACCUGAAGUCCUUAGAAGCCCAAUCUGAAAAGUACUCUGAAAAAGAGGACAAGUACGAGGAGGAGAUCAAAGUUCUGACUGACAAGCUGAAGGAGGCUGAAACCCGUGCAGAGUUUGCAGAGAGGUCCGUUGCCAAACUGGAAAAGUCCAUCGAUGACCUGGAAGAGAAAUUGUCACACGCCAAAGAGGAGAACGUGGGUAUGCAUCAAGUCCUGGACCAGACCCUGCAGGAACUGAACAGCUUAUAAACACACACACAAAAGAUGACAUGUAACAUUCCAUUUAACUUCCACUCCAUUCCCAGAAGUAGAAUCCUUUUUUGGGGGUGGGGGGUUUAAAUUCAUGUCCCCUGAUGGUCCUUUAUCUUUUUAAAUGAGUCUAUUUUAUUUUGAAAGACCGGAAGUCAAAAUACAUCCAAUGUGUCCCCAUAAUGAAGCAUUUAAACUGAAACAUCACGCAAAUGAAAAGAAGGAGAUUUCACUCCAGCAGCGCCUCCCAGUGGUGACAGACAGAGGAAUACUGCGCAUGCGUCUGUUCACACAGCUGCAACAAUCCCCAAGUCUUUUGAUUGAUUGAUUGAUUGAUUGAUUGAUUGAUUGAGUGAUCCUGGUACAAUACAAGAAAUAAAGUAUUUGUAUUUUAUACAAGUUAGCUUAUUUGACAAACUUUUUUUUAAUUGCUACAAAUUAGUCUUUUUGAAUGACUUUGUUAUAAUGUGAGCAUUCUCCAAAUAAGGUGAAUCAAGCUUACUUCAUGUAUAUCUUAUGUCACAAUAAUGUUGCUUUCUAGGACUUUUUCAUGCCGGGGGACUUUCAACACCAACGGAAACUCACACAAUACAUUUGCAAUACUUUUUUUUUGUUUUGAUGUCACCUCAUGCCAAGGUCAUUAUUCCGAUAAAGCUGCCAAUUGUUCUUAAUAAAUGUUUUACAGAAUUGCACGGUGAA